Messenger RNA from Lachancea thermotolerans CBS 6340, 915 nucleotides. RefSeq names its product ferritin-like domain-containing protein. Bases 1 to 915 code for a protein of 304 amino acids. The record is from RefSeq and is a predicted model, not a curated record. The transcript has a single exon. Lineage: Eukaryota; Fungi; Ascomycota; Saccharomycetes; Saccharomycetales; Saccharomycetaceae.
AUGUACAGCUUUUUUGUUUUCGGUUUUUUCUUUCUAGCUAUAGCAGCGUCGUUCCCUCUUUACAAAAGAGCUAAUCUGGAUGUCGACAUUUUACAAUUCGCUCUCACUUUAGAGCGAUUGGAAAACAAGUUUUACAAGGAAGCACUAUCUAUGUGGUCUGUAGAUGACUUUGUUGAUGCAAACUUUACGGAGGAUUUUUACACGCAGCUGAAGUACAUUGUGCAUGACGAAGAAGCACAUUUGGUAUUUCUCGAGCAGACAAUUAGGGCAACGGGAGCAGAGCCUGUACAAGCCUGUACAUAUAAACUUCCUUUGGACGGUCCAGCUGGCUUUGUUAAAAAUUUAGCAACCUUCGAGGGCGUUGGCGUAUCCGCUUACCUUGGUGCAGCUUCGCUGAUUUCCUCAAAAAAAUACCUCACGGUAGCGGGGUCAAUUUUAAGCGCUGAGGCUAUUCACCAGGCUGCGGCUCGUAAUGCGAUUGGUGAAAUCCCCAUGGCAAAUCCUUUCGCAACACCAUUGAGCGCAAACGCAAUAUACUCUAUUGCCUCCCAGUUCAUCGAGAGCUGUCCUGUUAAUAACACAAAGUUGCCUUUCAAAGCAUACCCUGAGCUUUUUGUCACACAGGGCCUACCAACUGCUAUGAACUCGUCUAUAACAUUUGCCAGCAAUGGUACACUACCAAACUCAACACAAAUUUAUGUGACAUUUGUGAGCGGCCUUGACGUUAUCCCGGUAGCUGGCUCAAGAAAUGGCAGUUCAAUACGAGCAACUGUGCCCGAAAUGGUUUCUGGCCAGUCCUAUGUGUUUUUGACCACAGGUAAUUCAAGUAAUCUGACAGACUCUAAUAUCCUGUAUGGACCUGCAAUAAUCGAGGUUACACCCUCAAGCCCCACGUUCAAUGUGUCUAUCUUUUGA